CUGCCCAUCUCUGAGAAAUCCGGCUCUGUCUCACCAUGGAUGCCACAGCCUGUAAUGAAUCAGCGGAUGGCUCACGCUCACCCGUCUUUUAUCUGGUGGGCAUCCCCUCUCUACCAGAGACCUUCUUCCUCCCUGUGUUUUUUAUUUUCCCCCUCUUCUACCUCCUUAUUCUGUUGGGUAAUGCCCUGAUCCUGGUGGCUGUGAUGGCAGAGCCAAGCCUCCACAAGCCCAUGUACUUCUUUCUGAUCAAUCUCUCCACCGUGGACAUCCUUUUCACCACCACUACUGUCCCUAAGAUGCUCUCCCUAUUCUUGCUUGGGGACCGCUUCCUCAGCUUUUCUUCCUGCUUGCUGCAAAUGUACCUCUUCCAAAGUUUUACAUGUUCAGAAGCCUUCAUCCUGGUGGUCAUGGCCUAUGACCGCUAUGUGGCUAUCUGCCACCCAUUGCACUACCCUGUCCUCAUGACCCCACAGACCAAUGCUGCCUUGGCAGCCAGUGCCUGGCUCACUGCCCUCCUUCUGCCCAUCCCAGCAGUAGUAAGGACCUCCCAGAUGGCAUAUAACAGCAUUGCCUACAUCUACCACUGUUUCUGUGAUCAGCUGGCUGUGGUCCAGGCCUCCUGCUCUGACACCACCCCCCAGACACUCAUGGGGUUCUGCAUCGCCAUGAUGGUGUCCCUCCUACCCCUUCUCCUUGUGCUUUUCUCCUAUGCCCACAUCCUGGCCUCGGUGCUUCAUAUCAACUCCAGAGAAGGACGGGCAAAAGCCUUCUCCACCUGCAGCUCCCACCUCCUGGUGGUGGGCACCUACUACUCAUCCAUUGCCAUAGCCUACAUGGCCUACAGGGCUGACCUGCCCCUCGACUUCCACAUCAUGGGCAAUGUGGCAUAUGCCAUUCUCACACCAAUUCUCAACCCCCUUAUUUACACUCUGAGAAACAGGGAUGUAAAUGCAGUCAUCACCAAAAUCAUGUCUUAAGACCCAGGCUGUGACAGGAGCAUUUGACCUUUAAAUGCAGCUAAUUCUGUUCCCAGGACACUAAAUAACAGUGCUUAGCACAGAGUAAGGACUCAGUACACAUUGUUGAAUAAAUAAAUUAAUGAAUAUAGAAUGGUAAAAGAAAAUCCAGUUGGGCAGACAGCUUCAACAGUGGUUCUCAUACUUUGUUCCAGGACUUUCUCCCUGCACCAAUGAUAUAAUGUUAAUUUUUAUAGGAAUCUGAAGUUGUUGUAUAAAAUUUGACUACUUAGUAAUUCAAGAAACCUUUACUAAAAUAAAAUAUCUUCAUGACAGAAACAUUCUUCCAAGCAAAGUCAAAAAACAAAUAAAAGACAUAUCACAGGGAAAGGCAAAUAUUCAUAUUAUACAAAGAGCUCUUAAGAAUGUAGAAAACUAAAAUAAGCAUUUCAGUAAAAACUUGGGCAAAAUAUAUGUGUAGACAGAUCACCAAGAAACUGUAGUGGCCUUUAAAUAAUGAGUCUUUACUAUAUAAAGAGAAUACAAAUUUAAAUUGUGCUGAAAUGCUAUUUUUCAUUUAAUCAGAUUAGCAAAAAUCCAAUAUUUUGGCAAGAUGUAUGUAGAAAAACAGAACUUUUAUAACUUGCUUGUGAAGAUGUAAAUUGGUAUAACACUACCACAAUAUGUACCAAAAGUACAUAUGCAUUACCCUUU
Messenger RNA from Cebus imitator (Panamanian white-faced capuchin), 1670 nucleotides. Its product is annotated as olfactory receptor 2AT4. Gene Ontology annotation, biological process: G protein-coupled receptor signaling pathway. NCBI's taxonomy places the organism in Eukaryota, Metazoa, Chordata, Mammalia, Primates, Cebidae. Gene Ontology annotation, molecular function: olfactory receptor activity; G protein-coupled receptor activity. Gene Ontology annotation, cellular component: membrane. The record is from RefSeq and is a predicted model, not a curated record. Bases 36 to 977 code for a protein of 313 amino acids. The transcript has a single exon.